Epinephelus fuscoguttatus (brown-marbled grouper) is the source of this 914-nucleotide messenger RNA. It is a transcript of the gene rfesd, whose product is annotated as Rieske (Fe-S) domain containing. Gene Ontology annotation, molecular function: 2 iron, 2 sulfur cluster binding. The transcript is spliced from 4 exons. The record is from RefSeq and is a predicted model, not a curated record. Bases 107 to 583 code for a protein of 158 amino acids. Lineage: Eukaryota; Metazoa; Chordata; Actinopteri; Perciformes; Serranidae.
GUGUGAAGAUAAUAGAGAUGGGGCCUCCUUCCCACGCACGCCGAACUGUCAGCAGUACAGUUGUUCGGCUUGACAGAGGAGACACCGCUGCGGAGUUUCAAGAGCCAUGGAGGAGUCUACAGGAGAGCCUCAGUUUGUGGGGAAGAAGGAUGAACUUAUUAAAGCAAAGCGUUCUUUCAGAACAAUAGAGGGUCGGGAUAUACUGAUCAUCUACCACCAGAACACCUUCUAUGCUAUGGACUCUUACUGCUAUCAUGCUGGGACGCUGCUGCAGGAAGGAGACAUUGAGGAAAUCUCCGGCAAGCUGUGCAUAAUUUGUCCAAACCACAAGUACAAGAUCUCUCUUGCCGAAGGGGAGGGCUUAUACAAGGGCACCGACCCCAGGGAAAAUCCGCCUGUGCCCAGAUGGUACUCCAAGGGUCUGAAGCAGCGGGUCCACACGGUCACUGAGACCAAUGGGGAUGUCUAUGUCAAGCUCUCUGAGGAAAUGCGCUGGCUCGACUCAGACUUCUACCAGGGAGAGAAGGGCAAGGUGGAAAGGGCCAGAGCUGCAGAAGCUGAGAAGAAGAAAGACAAAAAGUAGUAUGAUGGAUGGAUGAGGAUGUCAUCGCAACGGUCCGCUCUCGUCUCCCCUGAUCACCUCUAUGAUUGGAUGAUGACUCUAUAAAGAGGAUUUCAAUUCAUGCUCUACAUCAAGUAACCAGUAGGGCCUAGAUAGCCUUAAACUGGUCUUGUUUUUAAUGAGUUGAGGAGUGUUUAGAAUUUUAAAUUGCUUUAUUUGUGGCUUGCUGGUUGUUUACAUGAUAUUAAAAUGUUGUACUAAAAUAUCAGCUCAGAUGUUGCCAUGUUAGAUUGAUAUGCUCAUCUCAAAAUAAUCAUGCAGUUAACUAAAUAAAAGUUUUUUUAUGAAUUAA